Messenger RNA from Monomorium pharaonis (pharaoh ant), 2560 nucleotides. Its product is annotated as DNA endonuclease RBBP8. Bases 1022 to 2398 code for a protein of 458 amino acids. Gene Ontology annotation, cellular component: site of double-strand break. Gene Ontology annotation, biological process: DNA double-strand break processing involved in repair via single-strand annealing; double-strand break repair via homologous recombination. The transcript has 6 exons. The record is from RefSeq and is a predicted model, not a curated record. Gene Ontology annotation, molecular function: Y-form DNA binding; single-stranded DNA binding; double-strand/single-strand DNA junction binding. NCBI's taxonomy places the organism in Eukaryota, Metazoa, Arthropoda, Insecta, Hymenoptera, Formicidae.
AUUUUUAAAUAUUAUAUGAGUACUCAAAUAUUUUAUAAUUAAAAAAUAACAUAUAUAAUGUAUAAUUUCUAUAUCAUUUCACAUAAACUUAUGUAUUUGAAAUUGUACAAUUUAUAAAAUUUUUAAUUAUAAAUCUUUAAAUACUCUUUGGAAAACUUUCACACAUAACUUCUGCCCUCUAGAAAUGAUAGAAAGAACUAAGCAUAAAAGGCACAUAUUUGAUUCAUGCUGCUAUCUGCAGUUAAUCAUGUGAAUUAGGUUGUGUAGAGACCUUCUAAUUUCUAAUAAUGCCCAGUCUACAAUGAGUCGUUGGUCGUAAGAAAUUUAACCAAUCACAGUUGAUCUUAGAGAAGAAUAACCGAACAUAAUUGGUUACGACCAACAAAUUUCUUACGACCAACGACCAACGACUCAUUGUAGACUGGGCAUAAGAGACUGGCCAAUAAAGGGACACUUUUGAAUGGCUGCGUUCAGCAGACCACAGCAGACACAACUGUUGAGUGGCCGCUCAGUGAUUCUUUAAUAUGAUUGGUUAGAUCUAAAGGUAUUAACUAAUCAUAUUAAAGAAUCACUGAGCGCUCACCAGCGCUCACUCAACAGUUGUGUCUGCUGAACGCGGCCAUUGGUUAUCGUCAAUUCGCGCUCAUAUUCUAAACACACAAACCUUUCCAUUAACAUUAUAAAUCAACACAAAAAAAAUAAAACAAAACAAAAUAUUAUGUUCUUUUUAUAUACAAUAUUUUAAAACAUAUAUACUAAAAUAUGUUUUGUACUUCUUAUAAGCAACACAGAAGUGAGGUUAUCUGUAGGCGUUUAGUCUUUACACCCGACAUUGCCCGACAUUUUUGGGAACAUCUACACUCGAAAUAGAGCAUAAGAUAUUUUUCUCUCACUCGUAAAAAUUUGACGAGAUUUUUGAUGACAGUCUCUUAUUAGAGAGUCUCUAGAUUUUUAUUUAUUGGAAGAUUAUAUAAAAUUGCAGGAACAAUGUGGACAGUGUAAAGCGCAUUCUUCAUCGCAAAUGACGAUUGAUACAGCUUGUACAAAAACAAAAGGUGAAGCAACAUUCCAACAUUUAAAUAAUGCUAAAGUGGAAGAAAGUAAUUGCAUUCCAUUAAUGGAAUUAGACACAUUAAAUAUUAAUUGUAUUAAUUUUGAUACAAGAAUUGAUCCAUCAAAUGCAAGUGAAUUUUUACACAAAGAUAUCAAUGAAAAUGAUCCAGUUAGUCCGCCAGAAAGUCCAGUAUUUUCUAGAGCAUUAUUAAAAACUGGCAGCAAUUCUAUAAAAAAAUUGCGUUCACUUAAAACAGUAUGCAAUCCAACUUCAAAUAUGAAAACACAACAUAACAUUGAAAAAGUUCCUUCAAAAUAUAAUCACAAAUUAGAACUUAGCACAACACAUCAUGUGGAAACUACAUUUUUGCCAAAUGGAAAGAGAUUGAAACAAUCUCGACUUACAUUUUGUCCAGUUAAAAGUAAUGAAAAGAUGGUAGCAUCUUCAAAUAUAGAUAAACAUAAGUCAACUGGUACAAUACAUAAUGUACAACAGAACUUUAUUCCAGAUAUUUUUACAACAAAUAUAACUGUUACUGAAAAUGAGGCUAGUGAAAUUUCUGAAGAUAUAAUAGAAAUCAGUCCUACACAAAAAAGUCCUAUCACAUCAAAAGUUAAACGAUGUUUAAAAUUCAAAAGAAAAAUUCCUACGAAACGAAAGAUAAUUUCUCCAUAUAAAAAUAAAUAUCUUGGCUUAAGUUCUGGUCCAAGUGCUGUUUCAGAGCUAAUAGAUUUUAAAUUGUACUCUAAACAUACUUCUAUACAAAUGGAAGAUGAUAAAUCUUCCACAAAUACAGCAGUUGAUACAUUAAAAGAUAAAAUUAAUACAAGUUAUCUUUCACCAAUAAAAAUACAUAAUGAAACCAAUGUUGAAAUUAAAAAAUCUAUUGAAACUCAAAAGGAAGAUCAAUUAUUAAUAAAAAAUAAAGUACAAAAGCUUAAAAAUAUAAACUUUGUCUAUAAAGACGAAACUUUUUAUUUACCUGUGAAACAAGCUGCAAAUAGAAAUGAUAUGAAUAAUUUAAAUUUGAAUGAUACAGAAAACGAGCCACCUGAAAAAAAAAAAUUGGGCGAGUUUACUGUAUUGCAAAAAAGAAAGAUAGAGGCUUCAGAGCAGCUUAAUAUGCAGUGUAAAACUGACAGAGCAAAGUUAAACGGUUUGGAUUGUUGGGAAUGUCGAGAGUAUUAUAAGAAUUUGUCACUGUCAAAAGAAGAAUUGCAAAAGCGGAAGAAUCAAUGCUCACGACAUCGACACAAACAUGAAAGGCCAAACACACCAGAAGGUUUUUGGGAUCCAGAGUUUCCCGAAACAUUAUCAAGCACUUAUCGACAAAAUAAAAAUUAAAAUGCUUUGCCAAUCGAAUCUACUUCCCAAGACUUUGAUACGACUUUAAUUAGAUUUCAACGAUUCCAAAAUGGAGUUUCGUGCAUAAUAAUUAUAUAUUUUAAAUACAUUAUUAUUAAAAUAAAUAUGAAAUAAAAUAUAAAUUAUUGGUUAAAGACAUAA